ACAGCAGUGCGCAUGCGCUUACUGCUCGCACAUGCGCAGUCGCUCUCGUGUCGGUGAGGGGCAAAGAUGGCGUGUUCUGCGGCUCGCAGCUCCGCACGCUGGGUCACAGUGGCCGUGUCUUCCAGCCACAGACGGGCCUGCUCGCCUCUGCUCUCCAGCGCGGAUGGAGCCUACAGGAGCCUCUCGACGCUGUCCGGCCGGCAGAUGUGGACGGCGCGCGGCGUGAGCGCCGGAGGAGCCGGGGCUGCGGUGACAUUGAGAGGCAUGACAGCGGUGAGCCCUUCUUCUCAUGUCAUCUGUAAGAUGUCGUUCCACACCAGCUCUCCUGCUCGAAAACAGGAUUUCUACCAGAUCCUAGGAGUUCCACGCACAGCCACGCAGAAGGAGAUUAAGAAAGCUUAUUACCAGAUGGCAAAGAAGUAUCAUCCAGACACUAACAAAGACGACCCUCAGGCGAAGGAGAAGUUUGCACAGCUAGCUGAGGCCUAUGAGGUGCUCAGUGAUGAGGUGAAGAGGAACCAGUAUGACACGUCCGGCUCUGCUGGGUUUGACGCGGGACAGGCCGGCGCGGGACACCAGCAGUACUGGGGCGGAGGGAGCAGCAUCGACCCCGAGGAGCUUUUCCGCAAGAUCUUUGGCGAGUUUUCCGGAGCUCGAGGCUUUGGGGAUUUCAGUGCCAUCUUUGAUCAGCCACAAGAGUAUGUGAUGGAGCUCACGUUCGCUCAGGCUGCCAAAGGAGUGAAUAAGGAGAUCACGGUCAACAUCGAGGACGCGUGUCAGCGCUGUGGGGGCAGAGGCCAUGAGCCCGGAUCCAGAGUCCAGCACUGCGGCAGCUGCAAUGGCACUGGCAUGGAGACGGUGAACACGGGGCCCUUCGUGAUGCGCUCCACCUGCCGGCGCUGUGGCGGGAGGGGUUCGGUCAUCACCUCGCCCUGCACAGCGUGUCGAGGGACGGGACAGACCAAACAGAGGAGGACCGUCACGGUGCCUGUUCCUGCUGGAAUCGAGGAUGGGCAGACGGUCCGAAUGCCUGUGGGGAAGAAAGAGAUCUUCAUUACAUUCAGAGUCCAGAAAAGCCCGAUCUUCAGGAGAGACGGCGCUGACAUCCACUCUGAUGUCCUGGUCUCUGUGGCUCAGGCCAUACUGGGCGGCACAGUCCGAGCGCAAGGACUCUACGAGACCGUCAAUCUCUCGAUCCCAGUUGGAGUCCAGGCCGACCAGAGGAUUCGGCUCUCUGGUAAAGGUAUUCCACGGGUCAGUGGCUACGGUUACGGUGACCACUACGUCCACAUCAAGAUCAAAAUCCCUAAGAUGUUGACAGACCGGCAACGAGCCCUCAUGAGGAGUUACGCGGAGGACGAGACCGAUGUGGAGGGAAGCGUCAGUGGAGUGACCAGCACCACUGCAGGUAAAAGAUCCACUGGGAAUUAGACUUUAGUGGAGAUUCAGAUUGACUGUAAACCUGAUGGACAUACAAGAGAAGAGAAGCGAGUCUUCUGUGGACACGUGCAGCAUGGAGAUCAUCUUGACCGCUCCUCAGAAACUACAAACGAUGAAUGAAGAUCUGUGGAUGCGUUACUGACUCCAGAUCCCUGAGGAAUAUGAUCUACGCACAUGUUCAGUGCCAACAUCAACCAUAGAUCUUGUCUUUGGUCUGUAGUUUUUCGUUAAGGUUUUACAUAGUCAGGUCUUCAAUUUUCUGCUGUUCUGGAGCGAUUCACAAACAGAUGGGAUAUCUUUACGUCGGUAACAAUUUAAUUUCAGAAUAAUGAAGUCCAAUGUUCAAGACCUCACUGAACAUUACGUCCUUCUGCUUGAUUAGCCGUGUACAUAGACAGCUGUUUAUAUUAAAGCCAUUUUAACGGGUUGUUGUAGAGAGAAAUAUGCAGUAAUGAAUAAAAUCUCUGUGACAACUGUAAA
Sinocyclocheilus anshuiensis is the source of this 1920-nucleotide messenger RNA. Its product is annotated as dnaJ homolog subfamily A member 3, mitochondrial-like. Gene Ontology annotation, molecular function: protein kinase binding; heat shock protein binding; ATP binding. NCBI's taxonomy places the organism in Eukaryota, Metazoa, Chordata, Actinopteri, Cypriniformes, Cyprinidae. Gene Ontology annotation, biological process: mitochondrion organization; negative regulation of apoptotic process; response to heat. Bases 67 to 1431 code for a protein of 454 amino acids. The transcript is spliced from 11 exons. Gene Ontology annotation, cellular component: mitochondrion. The record is from RefSeq and is a predicted model, not a curated record.